This is a messenger RNA of Homalodisca vitripennis (glassy-winged sharpshooter), 947 nucleotides long. Its product is annotated as TBC1 domain family member 20. Gene Ontology annotation, biological process: positive regulation of GTPase activity; endoplasmic reticulum to Golgi vesicle-mediated transport. The record is from RefSeq and is a predicted model, not a curated record. The transcript has 5 exons. The annotation marks the transcript as partial. Gene Ontology annotation, molecular function: GTPase activator activity. NCBI's taxonomy places the organism in Eukaryota, Metazoa, Arthropoda, Insecta, Hemiptera, Cicadellidae. Gene Ontology annotation, cellular component: endoplasmic reticulum membrane.
GUCUUUGGUUAAUUAUAAUCCAAUUAAAUUAUAAUUGUUUCUUUGAAUUAAACACACUGCACUUAAAAAGUGUAAUACUAGUAAGAUGACUAAAUUGAUGGAAGAUUCUAAAUAUAGUGAAAGUGAGGAUGAGUCUUCAAGUCUGAAACAAUUUGAAGCAACUGAUCUAUCCUUUGAUACAGUUCCUGAUUCUCCUAGCCUAAAGAGUAAAGUACAUGAAAUAGAGUCUUUGCUCUCUAAAAACCCAACCCCACCACUUCAAACUCUGAGAAAAUUUGCCUUGUCUGAGGGUGGAUUAGUUUGUGAUGAGUUGCGGAGAAGGAUCUGGCCGCGACUGUUAUCACUUGACCCAGGAGAUGCGGAGCCUCCACCUGACCAUGCCAGUCUUCUGGCCCAUCCCGAGUACCAGCAGGUGGUUUUGGAUGUGAACCGGUCCCUCAAACGGUUCCCACCUGGUAUACCGUACAGUCGGCGUGUGGCAUUACAAGACCAGUUGACUAUUCUCAUAUUACGAGUCAUCACCAAGUACCCGCAUUUACGCUAUUACCAGGGUUACCAUGAUGUGGCUGUCACAUUCUUGCUGGUGGUGGGGGAGGAUGUGGCAUUCCAGAUCAUGGAGAGAUUAUCCACAGACCACCUUAAGGAGUGUAUGGAGCCAACCAUGGACAAAACCUCGUACCUGCUCAACUACAUCUUCCCGCUGAUACAUCGACUUCACCCUGCCCUCUGUGAGUUCCUGGACAGGUCUGGAGUGGGAACGAUGUUCUGCCUUCCAUGGUUCCUCACGUGGUAUGGCCACAGUUUGAACCGGUAUCGAGACGUGGUGAGACUGUAUGACUACUUCAUAGCUUCUCCUGCUCUACUUCCCCUUUACUUGGUAGCCACAAUCGUGGUGCAUCGGCAAGACGAAGUGUUCCGGACAGAUUGUGACAUGGCUAGUGUCCACU